Molecule: messenger RNA, 1763 nt
Organism: Mucor mucedo
Lineage: Eukaryota; Fungi; Mucoromycota; Mucoromycetes; Mucorales; Mucoraceae
Product: class III chitinase
Exons: 10
Coding region: 1-1737 (578 amino acids)
Biological process (GO): carbohydrate metabolic process
Cellular component (GO): extracellular region
Molecular function (GO): chitinase activity; carbohydrate binding
Source: RefSeq, a predicted model, not a curated record
AUGAGAAAUAUCUUGAUCUUAGCUGUUUCUGCAAUAAUUGGAUUCGCAAGAGCCGAUUACAACAAUCAAUGCAAUGAUAACAUUGUUGACUAUUGGGGUCAAAAUUCUUAUGGUGCUGCUAACGGCAAUGAUCCAUCUGGUUGGCAACAACCUUUGAAAUUCUAUUGUGAUGAUGAUUCCGUUGAUGUCCUGCCAAUUUCUUUCUUAACCACCUUUUUUGGUGUUGGUGGCGAACCCCAAAUCAAUCUCGCAAACUACUGUAACAGUGUGGAUAAUGCUACUUUCCCAGGAACCGGCCUCGCAAAUUGUCAGAAUAUCGCCCCUGAAAUUGAAUACUGUCAAAAAAAGGGUAAAUUGAUUACCUUAUCAUUGGGUGGUGCCACAGGUGGUGCUGGAUUUCAAUCUGACGCUCAGGCUACUGCCUUUGCCGACACCAUUUGGAACCUCUUUUUAGGCGGUAGUUCGAAGACGCGUCCUUUUGGCGAUGCUGUGUUAGAUGGUAUUGAUCUCGAUAUUGAAGGCGGUGGACCUAAUUAUUAUGUAACUUUUCUUAACAAAUUAAAUACAUACUUCAAAUCGUCCAGCAAGAAGUAUUAUGUAACAGCUGCCCCUCAAUGUGUUUAUCCUGACGCUAACCUUCAAACUGCCUUGAAUGGCUAUCCUUUUGACGCCGUUUAUGUCCAAUUCUACAACAAUCCCUGUGGUCUUCAAAACUAUAACUCACCCUCUCAAUGGAAUUUCGGUACUUGGGAUAUUUGGGCACGUACCAUCUCCCCUAAUCCGGAUGUCAAGAUUUACAUCGGCGCUCCUGCAAGUGCCUCCGCUGCUGGUGGCGGUUAUGUUCCUGCAGAUACCCUUUUAAAGAUUGCUUUGGCCACACGUGCUGCUUUCCCCUCUUUUGGUGGUGUCAUGUUCUGGGAUGCUUCCCAGGCACACAAGAAUAACCAAAUCGAUGCUGCCAUGAAAAAUGGUAUGAAAUCUGGUAAGAAAUGUGACAACAGUUUUGUAUACCCAACAUGUACUGCCCCCGCCUUUGUUGCUGGUAAUACUUAUACCAAUGGUGCCACUGUUUCUUACAAGGGUUAUAUGUGGACUACUAAAUGGUGGACAGCAACUGUUCCUAAUGGAAGUGUGACUAGUGAUUGGUCUCCAAUUAGUGCAUGUGCUGGCGGAACCCUUGGUGAUGGAUCUACAUCUGUCACAACUAAGACCGUGUCUGCUUCUGCUACGACUAGUUCUACAACUUCUACCACCAGCCCAUCUACAACUUCUACAACAAGUGUUUCUGCUUCUACCACCAUUGCUAGCACAUCUGAAGUCCCUACUACCAGCGCAUCUGCCACAACAACAAGCACCUCGGCUGUUGCUACUUCUUCCUCAACUCCUUUACCCGCUGAUAGCUGCACUGGUGUGGAUUCAUGGUCCAGCACAGCCGCAUAUACUUCUGGCAAGAUGGUGAUUUAUAACUCAGAACUUUGGAAGGCAGCUUGGUGGUCAUUGAACGAUAAGCCCGGAGGAACAUCCGGUGCAUGGACCAAGGUCAAGAGCUGUCCAUCCAUUGCUGCCAGAUCCGUAGCAGAAAAAUGCAAUCAUACCCGAUGGAGCAAGAGAAAGACUUACAAGGUUGGCAGCAAAGUAAUGCAUAAGAGAGAAGUUUUUGUUGCAUCCAAGGUGAACAAUAAUCAAUCACCUGAUAUUCAUGUAACCGUUUGGGCAAAAGAUGGCGAUUGUUCAUAAACUGGAUAAGGACAUCUUUCCCUCCC